GGUGGAUACAGGCUCGAAUCCACAGAAGCAUCAUGCAAUGGAGAAGACGUGCACUUCUGAUCAGGAUAUGUGGCCUUUCAAGACUGAAGCAUGUCUUGCCGGAGAGAUGUCUCAGAAGCGAAUGGAGAAGGUGGAUACAGGCUCGAAUCCGCAGAAGCAUAAUGCAAAGGAGAAGAAUCAGGAUAUGUGGCCUUUCAAGACUGAAGCAUGUCUUGCCAGAGAGAUGUCUCAGAGGCGAAUGGAGAAGGUGGAUACAGGCUCGAAUCAACAGAAGCAUAGUGCAGAGAAGAAGACGUGCCCCCCUGAUCAGCUCUGCCCACAUACACAUGGUAUCCAGCGAAAAGAGCGUCUUUCUGUAGAGAAGAAGCACACAAAAAGCAAUACAUCUUUUCCAGCGAAAAGAACAUCUCCACAACUCAGAACAAGAACAAGUUACCGCUGUUCCGAUGCGGGUACCAGUCGUCCCAUCGAUGCUCAUGACCAUGGCAACACUGGUGCUAUCCAGGAACAGAAACAAGUAUAUGCCGCAACACAGGUAGAUGAAGAUGUGGGCGACAUAAUCCAGAAGCUGAACGAACUGGGCUUGGGAGAGGACAUCGAGUUUGAGGAAUACUAUGGAUACUUGCAGCAGCUGCCUCCCGACCCCCGUGUUGAUACCUACACUGAAUUGAACCUUGAGGAUUACUUUAACAUGGACCUCCGCCAUGCGGUGUAUCGCAUCAGAUCCUACAAGUUGUUAAAAAAGGAGUCCAAUAAUGAGUUGUGCUGUGAUGAACUGAAAGAGUGCCCUAUGGAGCUUCUUGACAGAGAAGAAUUUCCUACAGAUUUCCUUGUGAAGAUGCGAUAUUUUAGCUUCUUCGACAAUGACGGCAUAUUAGACUGGUUCUUCGACCCUGAUCUCUGCAAGCUUGCUUGCGUGAAUGACUACCAGCGUCUAGUCCCUCGGAAGCAUAGUGCUUAUGAGUACGCUGGUUGGGUUGUGUACCGCGGUUACCUCCAUAGCUACGAGAUGCAACAUGAAUACAUCGAGUACUUCGAAACAUUAUUAAGGGAACUUAAGUGGUUGAAAGAUUGUCUACCGAGCAAGUUUUCACCUCUUACUGUAAGUGCAUGACCACACAAAAGAUCAUGAAUGGCAAUGUUUCUGUAUAUGCUGCACCACCAUGGUAAUUCCUUUGUUCUUUAUUAGGUAGGCAAGAUACGCACCAGAGGAAUUUAUCAAGCAACUAAGAUCGCCACUCGCUUUUCCAAGAUCACAACUCAUUUAGCUCGUAUUGGCUUCCGUGAUUGUUUUAACUACAUGUGCAUUGAGGCUACUUGGUGUAACGGGUCCGAUGGUCUCUAUUUCGAGAUUUGGAAGCGGGUCACUCAACAGAAGGAGAGUUUCAGAGAUAGCUUGAAGGAAGUCUAUAAGCUGAACAAGUGUCCAUCACUACAAGAUAGCAUAAAAUAUGCCAUGGAGCAUGACUGUUCCAUGAUGGAAACGGCGUUUCUUCGUUGCACGGUAGGGGCAGGCAUUACAAAGGAAGUAAGUACUGUGAUAUGCAUGUGAGAUUGAUCCAGUGGAUUAUGUGUUUGUAUAUUUGAUUUGUUUUCACGUCUGAUUGCCUUAGGUACCAGAGGAUAAAGCUCAGGAGUUGAUUGCAGAGGCAGUUGAAAAGCUGAGGAUAAAACCCAAAUUCUAUGAUGGGUAUAUCAGAAAGAAGAUCGACAUUGCCAAAGCUAUAGGAAUGAUUACUGAGGAUAGUUCCACAGAUACUUUGAAGGACGAUUAUAAGCUGAACAAGUGUCCGUCAUUCCAACAUAGCAUAAAAUAUGCCUUAGAGGAGGACUGUUCUGUGAGGGAAUGGAUGGUAUCAGAGGAUAAAGCUCAGGAGUUGAUUGCAGAGGCAGUUAAAAAGCCG
Triticum urartu is the source of this 1904-nucleotide messenger RNA. The record is from RefSeq and is a predicted model, not a curated record. Lineage: Eukaryota; Viridiplantae; Streptophyta; Magnoliopsida; Poales; Poaceae.